Messenger RNA from Sebastes umbrosus (honeycomb rockfish), 2491 nucleotides. RefSeq names its product unc-93 homolog A (gene unc93a). The transcript has 8 exons. Bases 1 to 1401 code for a protein of 466 amino acids. Lineage: Eukaryota; Metazoa; Chordata; Actinopteri; Perciformes; Sebastidae. The record is from RefSeq and is a predicted model, not a curated record.
AUGAUCAGCCGUAACUUCAAGAAUGUGUUGGUGGUCUCUGUGGGGUUUCUGUCUCUGUUCACGGCUUACGGAGGCCUGCAGAGUUUACAGAGCAGUCUGAAUGCAGAGCAGGGGAUGGGUGUGGCGUCUCUGAGCGUCAUCUACGCCUCCAUCAUCAUCUCCUCCAUGUUCCUGCCUCCCAUCAUGAUCAAAAAUCUGGGUUGUAAAUGGACCAUCGUUGCGGGCAUGGCCUGCUACGUCUCCUACUCCUUUGGAAACCUCUACCCUGGAUGGUACACCCUCAUCCCCACCUCAGUGAUCCUCGGUUUGGGUGGCUCCCCCCUGUGGUCGGCUAAGUGCACCUACCUGACCAUCUCCGGGAACGUGCAGGCUGCCAGGGAUGGCAAGAGAGGAUCUGAUGUCAUCAACCAGUACUUUGGCAUCUUCUUUUUCAUCUUCCAGUCGUCCGCCGUGUGGGGAAACCUCAUGUCGUCGCUCAUCUUUGGACAAGACACCGACAUAGCUUUCAUCCCAGAUGAGCAGCUGAAGUCUUGUGGAGCGGCUGAGUGCAACCUCGAUAUGAGCAUCAACGGCACGACCAUCAGACCUGCUCAGAAACUGGUGUGGACACUCGUCGGAUGUUACAUCGGUGUGGGUGUGCUUGCCAUGCUCAUCGUGGCGGUGUUUCUGGACAACAUUGACCGGGAGCAGUCCACUCAGUUUCGUGGGAACCCGGAGCCGUUCUGGCACACCUUCCUGGCCACGUUCAGACUGCUGAAGGACUGGAGGCUGGUGACCCUCAUCCCUCUCACCAUGUACAGCGGCUUCGAACAGAGCUUCCUCUCUGGGGAGUACACCAAGAACUAUGUGACGUGUGCUUUGGGGAUCCAUUUCGUCGGCUAUGUGAUGAUGUGCUUUGGAGCCACUAAUUCUCUUUGCUCCUUCCUCUUUGGGAGACUCGCUCGGUACACCGGGAGAGCCGCACUCUUCUUCUUGGCUGCACUGGCCAACUUUGCCUGUAUCAUAGCUCUCUUGUACUGGAGGCCUCAUCCUGACGACAUGCCUGUCUUCUUUGUGUUUCCUGCUCUGUGGGGUUUGUCGGACGCUAUCUGGCAAACUCAGACCAACGCUCUUUACGGCAUCCUCUUCCCGCGGGACAAAGAGGCAGCAUUUGCCAACUACCGUAUGUGGGAGUCACUCGGUUUCGUUAUCGCCUUCGCCUACAGCACCUUCAUAUGCGUGGAGUAUAAACUGUACAUCCUGAUGGCCGUUCUGGUGCUGACCGUCAUCACUUACCCCAUAGUGGAAUACCACGAACACAAGAACCCCACACUGCCCGUUGAGGAGGGGACCUACCUGAAUAACAGCAAUGAAGCCAUUCAAAAAGACGAAAACAAGAUCGUUUGCCAGACAGCAAUGUAGAGACUGAUUUCAAGUGUUGUUUUUGUUUGUUUUACAUUCUCGUCUGGCAAUUAAGCUGCUAAAUAUGUGUCUAAUUCUGAUGCAAAAAUGUUCAAAUUACUCUGAAUGAACUUAUAAAUAUGUGAUGAGAAUGAUGAAACUUCAAUCAGAAACUUGUCCACUAGUGUUUGUCUUUAGUGGAAACAAACAAGGCAUUUCACUCUGACAACGCAACGCAAUGCAAUAAUACAUAUUUGAUUCAAUGAUGAGUUUUUGUACCUUUUUUUUUUUUGUGAAAUAUUUUGUAUUGUGUGUCAUUUAUUGUCAGCAAUUAUCAAACCAACACAUUUUACAAUUCCAGUCUUGUUUCAGAUCUUUAUAAAUAUUACUGUAAAUUUUAAGAGUUUAAAAAUGCAAAAUAAAUAUAUUAAUAUUUUAAGCUUUGUGUCAAAAUUCUAUAUAAUUCUUUACAUGCUUUAGUCAAACAUACUGGCGUGUUUGUUGAGGCCAUGGAAGUUCAUUUUUCUGCACAUAAUUAGUUAAUAUAUUGCAAUUUUAGUCGUAUAUUGUUUUUCUUCGUAAUUUUAUAUCAUAAUUAUUUUUGUGUGCUGUCACCACAGUUCACAGUACAUUUCUAACGCAGCCAAUGUGUUUUAGCUCAUAUAGAGAAUUAUUAUCAUUACAGCACUCAAAAAUGUGUCACGAUUUCUUACUUGACUUGUUCCGUCUUUCUAUAUUGUAAUUAAAUCCUCAGGAUUAAGUAAUGCCCAAAGUGUUUGGAUAAUUAUCUGGACUAAGAUUUUAUGUUUUCCCCUCUGUAACCCAGUCUUUGCAUUUAAUGGGUGAUUCAGUGACUCAAGCUAAGUCCAAAAUAAACAACACCAUCAUCUGCAAACUGUCAACAAAACCUUCUUCAAGGUAAUAAAAGAACAUACAGGGACAACAUGCUGCAUUUCAAAUGGUGCUUUUAUUGCAAUGUGUUGCAUUCCCACAUUCAUAGAUGUUAUAGAUUUGUUAGUCAAAGCAUCAUUUCCUCAAGGUUGGCAUCCUCACCUUGGAAAAAAAAAUAAAAAGCAGAGGGAUCAAAUGCACGAGGUGUUUGUGUUUUGAG